Molecule: messenger RNA, 9876 nt
Organism: Conger conger (European conger)
Lineage: Eukaryota; Metazoa; Chordata; Actinopteri; Anguilliformes; Congridae
Product: serine/threonine-protein kinase TAO2-like
Exons: 17
Coding region: 405-4229 (1274 amino acids)
Biological process (GO): protein phosphorylation
Molecular function (GO): protein kinase activity; ATP binding
Source: RefSeq, a predicted model, not a curated record
GAAUUUUUGAACAAAAAAACGGAUGAGACAGGGGGUAGAAAUAGCUUGUUAAUAAGAUAAGAGAUAGGUCUUACAAAAAGACUGAUGUAACAACAUUUUAAUGAAGAGGGAGCGGGUGAGGAGGAACACCGCGUCCCACUUUAAGGUUGUUUGCUAACGUUAGUAGCUCCUUAGCUUACUGACGUUUUGGUCUAACACAGACCUGGACGGCCAGCUUGGGAGAUUGAAAGAAUUCACUGAAGACGGGCGAGGGAGAAGCCAGUGGGGGGAUAGCUAACCGUGAAGAAAAUGGAUCGUAUAGACUGAGCGGAAUCCGUGUCGAAAAAGACAGCGGAGUGGAGAGAACGAAUUAUUCGUAACUUAGCUGUCUUGUCAGGGCAUCGCAUUAAACCACGGCGCUGGACAUGCCGGCGAGUGUGCGGGCCGGGAGCCUGAAGGACCCCGAGGUGGCCGAGCUCUUCUACAGGGAGGACCCCGAGAAGCUCUUCUCCGACCUGAGGGAGAUCGGCCAUGGCAGCUUCGGGGCCGUCUACUUCGCCCGUGACAUCCGCACCAACGAGGUGGUGGCCAUUAAGAAGAUGUCCUACAGCGGCAAGCAGUCUAACGAAAAAUGGCAGGACAUCAUCAAAGAAGUGAAGUUCCUGCAGAAGUUGAGACACCCCAACACUAUCGAGUAUAGAGGAUGCUACCUCAGGGAGCACACAGCUUGGCUGGUGAUGGAGUAUUGCUUAGGUUCAGCAUCUGACCUCCUGGAAGUUCAUAAGAAGCCACUACAGGAAGUGGAAAUAGCUGCUAUUACCCAUGGUGCACUACAGGGUUUGGCGUAUCUUCACUCUCACAACAUGAUCCACAGGGACGUUAAGGCAGGUAAUAUCUUGCUGACCGAGCCCGGCCAGGUGAAGCUGGGGGAUUUCGGCUCGGCCUCCAUCAUCGCCCCCGCAAACUCUUUUGUGGGCACCCCCUACUGGAUGGCCCCGGAGGUGAUCCUUGCCAUGGAUGAAGGGCAGUAUGAUGGGAAGGUGGACGUGUGGUCGCUUGGCAUUACCUGCAUAGAGCUGGCGGAGAGGAAGCCCCCUCUGUUCAACAUGAAUGCUAUGAGUGCCUUAUACCACAUCGCCCAGAAUGAGAGCCCUGUGCUGCAGUCCAAUCACUGGUCAGAUUAUUUUCGUAAUUUUGUAGACUCCUGUCUGCAGAAGAUCCCCCAAGAUAGGCCUACCUCUGAUGUGCUGCUGAAGCACCGGUUCCUGUGCAGAGAGCGCCCCCUGUCUGUGGUCUUGGACCUUAUCGCACGCACGAAGGACGCAGUGAGGGAGCUGGACAACCUGCAGUACCGCAAGAUGAAGAAGAUCCUGUUCCAGGAGACGCACAACGGCCCUGCCCCAGAGGGUGGAGAGGAGGAGGAGGAGGUGGAGCCAUACAUGCUGCAGACGGGCACGGUGAACAGCAUGGAGAGCUCCCACUCGGUGCCCUCCAUGUCCAUCAGCGCCAGCUCCCAGAGCAGCUCGGUCAACAGCCUGGCGGACGGCUCGGACGACAGCGGCGAGAUGGCCAUGAUGCAGGAGGGCGAGCACACCGUCACCUCCAACAGCUCCGUCAUACACCGGCCCCCGGGCCAUGAUAACAUCUAUGACGACCCGUACCAGCCCGAGAUGGACGCCCAGCCUCAGGCUCCCUCCGGAGCUCGGAGACGGGGUUACUACCGCAACCGCGACCACUUCGCCACCAUUCGCACCGCCUCCCUGGUGACGAGGCAGAUCCAGGAGCACGAGCAGGGCUCGGCGCUGCGGGAGCAGAUGUCAGGCUACAAGCGCAUGCGGCGGCAGCACCAGAAGCAGCUGAUGGCGCUGGAGAACAAGCUCAAGGCGGAGAUGGACGAGCACCAGCUGCGGCUCGACAAGGAGCUGGAGACCCAGAGGAACAGCUUCGGAGGGGAGGGGGAGAAGCAGGGCAAGAAGCACCAGGGCAUCUUGGAGAAGGAGACGAAGGCGGCGUCGACUGAGGAGAAGAAGUUCCAGCAGCACAUCCUGAGCCAGCAGAAGAAGGAGCUCUCCAGCCUGCUGGAGUCCCAGAAGCGCCAGUACCGCCAGCGCAAGGAGCAGCUCAAGGAGGAGCUGAACGAGAACCAGUCCACCCCUAAGCGGGAGAAGCAGGAGUGGCUGGUGCGGCAGAAAGAGUGUCUGCAGCAGAUGCAGGCGGAGGAGGAGGCCGGGCUCUUGCGCAGGCAGAGGCAGUACUACGAGCUGCAGUGCAGGCAGUACAAGAGGAAGAUGCUGCUGGCGCGACACAACCUGGAGCAGGACCUGCUGAGAGAGGACCUGAAUAAGAAGCAGACGCAGAAGGACCUGGAGUGCGCCAUGCUGCUGCGGCACCACGAAUCCACGCAGGAGCUAGAGUUCCGGCAGCUGGCCUCGGUGCAGCGCACGCGGGCCGACCUGAUCCGCACGCAGCACCAGACCGAGCUCACCAACCAGCUGGAGUACAACAAGCGGCGCGAGCAGGAGCUGCGCCAGAAGCACGCCGUGGAGGUGCGCCAGCAGCCCAAGAGCCUCAAAGUGAGUGAGACUGAGCAGCGGCAGGAGGGGCCCGGGGAGGGGGACCAGCCCGACGGAGUGGCCGGGAGGGAGGAGGGAGGGCCCCUCGCCCCGGGAGGCGGGGCGGAGGGGGAGGAGGGCGGAGGAGAGGACGGUAGCGCUUCGAGGGAGGACUCGGAGGCCCCGGGGGCGUCCGGGCCGAGGGACGCGGAGAGAGGAGAAGACCGGGGCGGGGAGGGAAGGAACGGGGAAGAGGAGGGGAUAGCAGAGACUGAAACGCGGGAGGCGGAGGAAUGCUGGGAGGAGAGCCGGCCCACCGAUGGCGCCGGCACAGAGAGGGGGAGAGAGGGGGAGAGUUUGAGCCCCGGAGAGCAGGAGACAGAGGAGGCCACGGUGGCUGAGGAGCAGUGGAGAGGCGGAGGGGCAGGGAGUGGCGAGAUGUUGCUGGAGGGAGAGGAAUGGGAGGACGAAGAAGGGAGCGAGACUGAAACGGAGUCGGACGUCGAUGAGGAGGAAGGCCGGGGCGUGGGGGACGGCUGUCCCUCGGAGCUGAUGUCUCUCUCCGUGGAGCAGGGGAGGAGUGCCGAGCGGAGGAGGAAGCGGGAGGCCGACGAGCUCUCCGAGUUCUACUUCUCCGACUCUUUAGAUUUGGAGCCCCCUCCCCUCCCCGCCCCUCCCCCUCCCCAGCCCGGCCAGCUCUCCCUCUCCUCCCUGCUCUCCCACUGCAUCUGCCUCCUGCUGUCCCUCUCCGCCGCCGCCCGCCCCUCCCUCCCCGUGCUCAUCCUCCUCUCCGUCUUCCUGCUCUCCCUCCGCCGCUCUCCUCCGCUCCCCUCCCUUUCCUCGCUCCUCCUGUCUGGAGAGCUCGCGCUCCUUGCCCUUUUCUUCUCCUACCUCUUCCUGCGGUCCUGCUGCUCCAUCUCCCUUACCCUCUACCUGUCCCUGGCUCUUUGGGGCUGUGGUCUCUUCAGCCUGGGUCUUUCGCUAAGCCUGGGCCUCUAUUACAUCCCCGUGACUCUGGUCUCGGCCUCUUUCCUCAGCUCGCCCUCCCUUUUCCUCUCCCUCUACCUCCUCGUGGUUCUGGUGGUCCGCCCCGCCCGGGUUUUCCUUCAGAAAGCCCCAAAGAAACUCAACCGCCUCUGGGUCAGAUUUCUGUUCCGACUCCCCAAGCCCUUAUUCACGGUUUGUCAGUCGCUUCUGGGCGGUCUUGCUGAGAGGAGUUUGUAUGACAUGUUCCCGAAAGCAGGCAGGAAUUGGGGGGUACGCCAAUCCCAAAUCCCUGUCCCCCUCAGGACCCUCCCCAUGGAGUAUCACUCCAGGCAAAAUCGAGGCUCUCUGGCUUCUCGAUGUACGCUUUGGGUCAGGCGUUUUCUUAGGCGCCCGAUAGGGGUCCUCGCUGACUGGGCAAACUCUGUAGUGCUGAAGCUGGCCAGCCGGGUCCUCAGAGAACUGCCGCAGGGCUACUUGGCUAAGCUGAGAACCUUUGGUUUGUUGAGAGAAGAGCGAGCCAGCAGGUUACCCAGACUGUUGCCUCGUGAGGUGCGGGAACGGAGAGAGAGGCAGAGGAGGCAAAGAGAGAGGGAGAGGAGGAGGAGGGAGGAGAGGGACAGGUUGUUUCGAGAUGGGGGUAGGUGGGAGUGUGGGUUGAGACGAACAGCUUCAGGGAGAAGCGUGAGAGGAAAGGUGGUUCCCUGGAGAUAGUAUUAAGAGAGGUUUGUGCGAGUGUGAUUGCAAACGUUUCUUUCGUUGUCCGUCUGUACGCAUAUGCAUGUGUGUGACGUGCACUUUUGUCUCAUUCUUAAAUCAUGAUUCACUGUUGUUGGAUCCAGCAUCAACCCCAAAAGGUCCAUCUUUUCGACUGAAUAUGAAUGUUAUUUUGAAAGUCUAUAUGUCGUUCUGUAUGUGUCAGUGGUAGUUUGUGAGCUGGAAACCGAAGAGGCACUGACCUUAACUUAAAAUCAGUCGUAACUCUCAACAUAUUCUUAUUAACUGUCUUUGAUUAACAAUCUGUUUUGUUAUCCAACUAAUUCACUGAAUAACCAGUACAAAUCACUAGGAUGAUACCAAUAUUAUGUUGCAACGGCAUUACUGCUCUUUACAUUAUAAAUCUGUGCCGCAUUUCUAUAUACUGUGAGCACCAUAAUUCAUUGGACAGUGACACAGAAGGGGACUGUAGGCUUCAAUUUCAGGGUAUUUUCAUCCAUAUCAUAUUAACCAUUUAGAAAUUAUAAAACCAUAUAUACAUAGCUAUUCAUAACUCUUUCUGUUCCUCAGGCUUUUCAGUGGUUUGCAUCUUGUAGUGUGUACCCUCUGUAGUCCUGCUGGUGUAGUUUUCCAUGUAUGGUAGACUUUAACACACCUGCAUCCAGGAGGAUUUUUGAUCUGUUAGGCCAUUGUCACCAUAGAGAGUAUCCUCGGGUCAUCCACUACAGUGGUCUUUUUCUGUCAACUGGGUCUUUUGACUUAAUUGAGUUCACCAGUUGUUUUUUUUCUUGUUAAUAAUGAACCAAACGGUUGAUUUAUUUGGGCAUGCCCAGGAUUCUUGCAAUGUUCCUGAUUUAUUGAUUGAUUUCUGAGCCAUAUGACGGCCAGCUUAAUUUGAAUUGACUGCGGUCUUCCUCAUAUUGUCACACUCCCAACAAUCUCCAAAGGCAAUUGUAAGUCUAGAAUCAAGACUAGACAUCAACAGCUUUCUUCUGCAUUUACUAAUGACACAAAUGAAUAUACCUGCCUGCAUGAAACACAUCUGUGAAGCCAAUUCAACAUAUACUUAACUUAAAAUUUGGGGACCAUUUCUAAACUGUUCAUCUGAUAUGGCUGAAAAUACCCCCAAAUUAAAGCUAACAGUCCACACUCCUCAUUGUCAUUGUAUCCUUGACAAUGACAGAGUACAGAACCAAAAUAAUAAAUGUGUCAUUGUCCAGUGAAUUAUGCUGCUCACUGUAUCUGUAGGUUAAACCUUUGGGCAAUAGUGCUUUGUAUUUGGCCAAUUUCUGUGAAUAUGCAUUACAUAAGAUGUGUAAUCUUAUCUUUUGGUAUUGGUUCUGCUUCCAGUUGUUGGAUUGUUAAUCAAGCUCCAUAAACAGAAUCGGGUUGAGUGCAAUGAUUACCUUGAAGAGAAGUUUUGGGGUGGCUUAUCCAGUUAAGGUGCCAUUCUCAUUGUAGUCUAUGGUCUGGGGCCACAUCCUGGUAGCACCCCAGGGGUUAGGGCCAAUUAAGUCAGCGGGGAUCCGAGUCUCAGCUUUCUCCUGCUGUUCAGUUGGGUGCCUGUGAGUCCACCUGUGAAGCUGUUCACAAAGUGCCUUCCUCCAACUCCUCUCUCAGAGGGGAGCUUGGGCUUGACUGCACUCUCCUGAAUUUAUAUCGGGGACCCAGUCAUUGGGGUUAUUGGGCUUUCCAAUUUGGGAGGGGGGGAGGGGGUAAAAAGAUGUUUUGUGCCUCCUCUGUGUUACCGGUAUGUUGUAUGUGAGAUUGAACAUGUACUCAUACAAUGUUCUCUCUUCUCCCCAUUGUCUGUAGCUCAGUGUAGUUCCAGCGUCCAUCCAUAUUCUGCUUUUUGUAAAAGUGUAUAUUGUUUCCAGUUUAUUUUGUUAUUCUAAAAGAAGCAUGUUGUAUGUAUGGUUACUGAUAAUGCCAUGAUGGUGUAAUGGUGGAUGUUAAAUGUGAUUUUAUCUCAUGAAGAGGCCUUGAGGUUUUUUCUCCUCAUGAUAUCAAUUGACUUUUAAUGUGGUUGUCAGUUAUGAAGGCUUGUCAUUGGCACAGGAAAUUACAUACCCAUAACAUAUUGUAAUAUUGACACUACAGGGUAUGCAUCCUUAUUAACGGUGCAGUGCUGAUGCAGUUGACAAAGAACCAGACUACUCCCAGCCCAGAUAUUACAGCUGCCAAAUUCUAUACAUGACGGAUUUAACAAUUCAAAGACUUGAAAUUUCUUGUCAGACAGGUUACCACCUUAAUUGGAAUUUAAUUCUCUGUCAGUUCAUUCAGAAGACUCUGAAGUUCGGGAGCGUCAAAUGGAUUGCAGUCCUUUAUCUGCAUCAUAUAGUGUAGGGUUAAGCACUGGGUAGAAUCAGAUUGGUGGUUUGGGAAUAUUAUUUUUAUUGUUAUAGUUUUAGUUAAUAUGUAUUCCAGUUAAAAUGUGAAUUUACUCCGAACAAUGUGUAUAGCCUGAUCACCACAGUGUCUUCAGUGUGUAUUGCCCCCCCUCUUUAUGCCUCCUUGUUAUAAUCACUCAUUUUUUACUAAGCAUCAAAGGAAACGUUUAACUGUUAUACAGUGCAGACCGUGAGUAUUUGGACAGUGGUACAAUUUCUGUUCAAUGAAUAUGAGGUUAGAGUGCAGACUGUCACCAUUAAUCUGAGGGUAUUUAUGCCUUUAUUGGGUGAUCUGUGUAGGAUUUGCCCAUUUUAAGGGACCAAAAGUAAUUGGACAGCACAGGUAUAAGAAAGCUUUCAGUGUCUAGCCUUCAUUCUAGUCCUUUGAUUGCCUUUGUGUCUGCUGAGUCCUGAAAAAAAGUAGACCGAGUAGACUAUGGUUGACUUGUAUCAGAGUGAUGCCAAGAGCAAAGUGUGGAGGGUUAAAGGAACUGCCCAAGAACCAAGCACCCCCUGUCAUCUGUGAAACAUGGUGGUUUGGGUGUUUGGGCAUGUCUGGCUGCCACAGAUGUGCUGGCUCACUUGUCCUCAUUGAUAAUGUAACUGCUGAUAGCUGCAUCAGAAUUAAUUCUUAAUUCUGUCCAAUUGAAUCUCUCCAAAUUCAUUGGAUGGUGCUUCAUCCCACAGCAAGGCAAUGAUCCCAAACAUGCACCAGUGCUCUCUCUUCUUAAUGAUAUUCCAAAUAGCUUGUUUCAGCAAGCCUAUUACUAGGCCUAUGUUUCUUACUGUAGUUUUCAGAAUGGCUUCCUUCACUUACAUUGGCACAACUCUGGUACUCCUGUUGAUAGACACCAAUAACAGGCUCCAAAGGCAAUCAAAAGCCCUGAAUCAAGAAUAGAUACUGAAAGCUUUAUUAUUCCUACACAAAGGAAGUGAUUGAAUACAAUCAGAAACAGCUGAGAAAAUGGGCAGACUAUGUGUACAAAGGGAUGUAGUUCCGACACGGAUCAUACGUUAUGGAGGUAAAUACCCUCAAAUUAAUGGUGACAGUGUUCUGUCAUUUCAAACCCAAUAGUAGUAGUACUCCGUACUACAGCUGUAGUACAGAGCCAAAAGAACAGAAAUCCGUCCGAAUACUUACGGACCGCCCUGUAUGCGUGUGCCUAAUUGAUUUUUGAAUCUGCCGGAUUGAUUGUUCAUUUCAGCACAUUUUGUUCAUAGUGAAGUGAACAGGGCCUUUUAUUGUCACAGGCCAUAACUUUGCUGUAAUAUCUUGGUAGAUUUGCAGGCUGUGACCAGAUCAUAAGCUGCAGUGCGCUAGUUUGGUCUAGCUUCCAGUAUACUUAUCGUUCUCCUAAUAAGCCCUGGCAUUUGAUUUCACUCCAGACUAAAUGGCCUCAUCUGUGCCCAGUCUUCUGUUGAGGUGAUGUGGUGCUUAUGGAAUGGUCUGAGACAUGCAAGGGUAUCGUGCUCAGUCAAGAAUGUUACAUUAUUGCAUAAUACAGUCAGGCUGAACAUAUUUCAUCAUUAUGCAGAUUCCUUCCAUUUAAUUUCCCCAAAAACAUUCGGUGUCAAGUUUCUUUUGGUGCUCAGUAUCUUAAUGUAAUGGUCACCAUAUAGUGGUCUUGUUUUUCAGUGGGCCUUUUUAAAAUUCUGUCUUCAAUGUUCAGCUUUUUGGAGGGAUGCUUAGGUAACACUGAAAUUGGAGAGCAUCCCUUUGUUGUCAUAAGUGUUUGAUUUGCAGGUAUUAGGGGGAAAAGUUGAUGGGAUUCGGCAAGUAAAAGUAUGAGAAUACAUUUUUCAGUAAAUAUGCAUUAUUAGCCAGUACAGAAUCAUAUGAUUAUGAUAAUUAUCUGUCGGAGAUCAUUAUCAUAAGGGUAAUUUGUCUUGAGGGUAAUUGGGACACCAAAGAAGGGGAGAGGAGGAAGAUGAUUCGUCAAAAUGUGUUUAAGUUUUUUAGAAGAUAAACAUUUCUCUUAUUGCCCCAUUGGCAAUAAUUCAUAUUUUCAAGUUUUACCAUGUAAACAAGUGUUUGUUUUGUUGUGCAAUUUUUAAUGAAGUAAUAUAAGUUGUCUGUUUUAAACUGUUCACUUGGAGAGUUGGCUUGUUUAUACAGUUUCUCAAAUAUGCAAGGAAUACCUCCAUAUCAGUAAGAUUUAGGAAUGAUUCUCUAUUUCAGCUAUUUAUUCAAAUAGUUUCAUUUCUUCUUUUAAAAGAUCUAAAUAUUGAUGAUUAAUUUUAUAUAUAUACAAAAUAUGCAAAACAUAAAGACAAUCUUUAUAGGAAUUGAAUGUGUAUUGAAGUAAUUGAAGCCAUAAUUGAAAGCAAUAAAAUAAACCAAAAAUAGAAUUUGAGGUAGUACAAAGAAGCAUAGCCAAUGAAGAAACUAUUAAAUUUGUGAAGUUUGCACUGUCUUUCACUUCUUAAAUACUUGCCUUUGAGAGACAUUACUUAAGACUAUGAACACUUUAGGAAAAUGGAGAGUAUAGUUUUUUUUUUUUUUUAUGUUCCUGUUAUGUUCUGUACAGGGGGAAAAGUUUUCUUGUUUUUAUUCUUCUGUAGGAAUCCUGCACUCUUUCAAAGUCCUCACAAAGCCAUAGAAAACAAUUCAAUGAAAAAUGAGUUCAGAAAAGGAAAAGACCAGCAUAGUAAUUUCACUAAGUAUCAACAAGUGUGUGGUGAUCAAACACAGCAUUGGAAAUUGGAGAGAGGCAGAAGGGAGGCAGAUUUAAAACUUUAUUGUGUUUUGAAGUGAUGUAUUAUGUAUUCAUGUUAAAUAGUGCAUAUAAGAGUGCAGAAUUGCUACUAAGAUGUGGGGACUGAAUUGUGUGUACUUUUUCACUUGAAGUAUGUAUUACAGUGCCCAGAUGUGCAAGAAUUUAUGCCUGUCCAUCUUGUAAAAGCAGAGUGCAUUCGCUUGAAUCGAGUCUGCACUAGAAUCCCUAAGCAGUUUGCUGUUCAUCAGUUUCUGUUCACUGUGAAUGUACUUUAUAAGUUCAUGUUAUUGUUAUUUUUAUAAGUUCUAUUAUAUGUCUUGUUUUAAUGUCAUUUAUUUGUGUUGUUUUUAAUAUAGAAACAUUUAUCUAUGUGAUGUGUGCAGUAUUUAUAUGAUUAAUGCUGCACUGUUUGUGUGUGUGUGCAUGUGGCCAUUUUGUCUGCAUUUCAUCAUUUGUGUGAGUGUGUAAGUAUAUGCAAUAUUUCAUUAUACUUACAAAUUUCCUCAACUCAGAAAUAAAUGUUCUUUUGUUAAAUCA